UAGAAAGUAUCAACCGAUGUGUACUACCGAUCAGUCGUUUCGUGUCCGCAUGUGUAGUAGCACGCGGCGAUUGUCUGCGAAAACGUGCGUUCAUUUCGAUUUAAGAAUCGUCUCAUUUAUUAUUUUUGAAUUGUACUUUGUUUAAUUAUCCAAGUGCUUUAUGUGUAUUGACAGCUUGUGAAACUUGUUAUUCCGUCACAAGUAAAACAACAUUUAUUUUUUUAAUUUUGGUGUGUUAAUAAAUCAUUAUAAUCAUUAUGUGGAUUACAAUAAUUAUGACGGUCACCAGAGUGUUGAAAUAUGAAUGAUGCAUUCCGAAGCAUUGGUUUGGUUGACGACGGGAAUUGGCGGUCCUCUGUCGAUAGUAUGGCUGUGCUGGGCUAUUCUGGUUCUUUGGUUUGGCCGAGGCCAGUGGCGACCGUCAGACCCGCUGUUAAUCGCAUUGCUCGGUGAGGCUAUUGCCAAGCAGAUAGCUUCAUCUUCCGGAUCAGCGUUAUCGCUGUUCAGGCCAGACGAACCAGCCUUAUGCAGUGCAGUGCAAUGGUUGUGGACGGCGGCACAUACUAUGCAAGCCGGUACUUUAGCUUCGUUAGCGUUGAUGGCUGGAUUAAGACGCAAAAAAAGUACGGUGGCAGCUGGCGGACGACCACUAUUACUCUAUCACCUAGCUAGUCUUUCUAUAGUGAGUGCAUGUGUUGGAGCCGCCUCACUUAUCGCUCAGGCUGAUCCGUGCGCUCCUCCUACGGACAGGCGUUACGCUGUUUUUUCCCUUGUACUACACGCAUCCUUAGCUGUCGUAGCUUUAACUUCCGCAGCAUUAGGUUGCGCUGCCGGCCGUAAGAAAGGUCCGCCUAAUCCUCUACUUGUGAGCUCAUCUUCUGAUUUGUCCUCGUGCAUGUCAGAUCUAUCCACAGUGUCUAGUUGUAGUCGUGGUGGUAUCCGUCACAGUGUCAGCGACUGUAGUGAUCGGGUGGUACCCUAUCGAAGCGACUGUGCGCUGGUGCAAGAUUUAAUGCGCCUUCCGACGUCACCAGCUAAUGGUGCACCUUUGACGUUUUUAAACGGUGGUCCUAGAGCUCUUUUGCAUCAAGAUCACCGUCAUCAAUUCAAUCAUCAGGAUGAUACGCUUCGGCGAUUAGACGAGACCAAGAGACUUAUCGAUACGAAUGCCAUGGCCACUACUGGUACACUCGAUAGUUAUGCCACUUCUACAAUGGGCUUACCGCCAUAUAAGUACGGAUCCAGAUAUCUCCCGUCCACUACAUCUAUGUCCGCAUCGUCAACGAACAGCCGAGCGCCGUGUUUGGCCAAAAAAGUAUCCCUAGUUCAGGACGUAUCCAUCGGAUAUGCUGUGGCAAUAUUGUUUAUGUGCUAUUUUGUGGAUCACAUACCUGUACUGAUGCUACUGGCUUGUGAACAUUUCAUGACGUCCAGCCUCACGAUAGACAUCGAAUAUGAACCGGUGGUGAAAAAUUUCCCCAUGUUGGCGGCAUUGGCCGAAGCUUGUCUUUGGCCCAUUGUGUUGCUACUGUUCGAUGACCAAUUCGUGCCCAGACUGUCUAACUUGUAUCGCAGGCAGAGUGCUUCGGACAUGGCGAAACCCCCUCAAGGUUUACAUGGAAAGUUCCGACCUUACAACGGUUCACUUCAAGAUACCCGUAGGCCCCCAUCGUCCAACAGCGGUGGGGGAGGAGGUUCGGCCGGCGGCGAGUCAGCAUCCGCGGCACACCGGUUUCCAAUUACCAACGGAUCGCUGUUUGCCAGUUUGGACGGACGAGUUCCGGUUCUGCAUCACUACAGACGAGGUGCUAGAGCAAUGAGCGGCUUGUUGGUUUCCUCUUCAUCACCAUCGCAAGUACCGUGUUCGUCUCCACAUUUCAUUCACACUCAAAAUUCAGCGAGUCAGUCAUCACCACUGUGCUGUUCGGCAGCUGAAGAUGAACAUUUUCACCAUCGACACCAAAAUCGUCAUCGAUUCACCAACAUGGUUGUCGCGUCUCUGGCCGAGAUUGAUUCGUUGGCGUGUAAAGACGAUUGCGCUACACCGGCGGACAGUCUAAACGAAGUGCAGCAUGACAUGCGCCAGCGUUUACCACAGAAUUUACAACAGCUUCGCGAGAAGUUGUUCGCCGCCGACGACGAAGACGAGGAUGCAGCUGUUAGUACGGUAGACCUCGAUGUCGAGGACGCCGGUGCUGUACCAGCGACAUUGGACUCUUCGGAUGAUAGUGAGGAGGGUAACCGGUACGAUAACGACGACGAUAACGACGACGACGUCGAAUACGCGACUUUGUCCGCGCGCAGUGUUUGUUCUGCCACGACAGCCGCAAACGACGACUUUGAAUAUUUUGCGGCCGCGUCCGGAAAGAGAUCCACGGCCAAAGCCAAUAACCGUGUAAAUUACCAGCGCGCGCCAACUAGGCGGGCGAGGCAUCAACACCAACAGAACCAAAGACACUCGAAACCGUCGCCAUUACCACCUACCCCUCCGACGCCUCGGAGGCCUAGGCCUCGGUUGACUACUAUGCUGUCCGUCGAUUCAUUAGUGACCGCACGUACCGAACACAACAAUUUCGACCAUCAUCUUAUCUCGUCUCCUGUCCAUCGUCAUCGCCAUAAUCAACAACAACGACACAGGGCUGGUAGAAGAAUGGGUGGUCGAGGCCAUCAUGGCGGCAGCGUACCCGACUUGAAACGCGUUUUCAUCACAGAUUUCCUUUGAUUACUUGUUUUAGAAACAAAACGUACAGGACUAUGAAAAAACAUGAAAUGAAAAUUAUUUGCGUUAGCCAAAUAUAAGGCUAGUCAUUUUUCAGUUCAGUCCUUAUACGAGUUGCGUUCAAGUCAACCUUGUUUUUCAUCUACAAUGAUGUUAUUUAUGUAAUAUUUAAAAUAAUGUUUAACUAUAUUUACAUGUUUUUAAUGUACUAAAGUAGUCUGAACGUACUAAAAUUAACUUUGAGUUAAAUGAGAAAUAAUUAAAACAUUUUUUUAUUGCUUUUGUGUAUCCGGGUGUGUCAUUGUGGUAGACAUCUGGAGGAAAAGGAUUUAUUUCCUCUUUGUUUAAAGAUAUAACGAACGCAUGUGUUUCCACUUCUAUUAUUAACCACCACUUUGUGUAUUAUUUUACUUGCAUUUAAAUAAUAUAAUUUUUUCAUCCUUCUGAGAAGAUAGUUGUUAUAUUUGGUAUAUAAUAAAUCGGACGCUAGUUAUAGUUAUAUUUUUUAACUAACUCAUGGAAAUAUUUAAAAAUUUUAAUUCAAUUUAUCUCUUGGACAUAUCUAAUAUCCGUUUUACUUAAUAGACAUUUUGUUUAUAGUUUGAAAAAUAAAUUAACGUGUGGUGCCAAUUUAUGUUUUAAUGAGUAUAGAUUAAGUUUCCGACAUGUUAAGCAUACAUAAUUAUUAGUUAAAUUUUAAUCAAUUUUUGAAUUUAUAUAAUUUUUAAUAUUAUUAUUUUGUUGUAAAUAAGUUUGUUUUUGUUUUCAUGUAUUAUAUCUAUUUUCAAUAUUUGUUCACUAGUAUUACCUGUUACUUAGAUUAAAUUUAUUUUAUGGACAAUUUAGAUUUAAGUUUAACUUUAUUAAUACAUCUUCGGUUACUUAUGUAUUAUUAAC
Daktulosphaira vitifoliae (grape phylloxera) is the source of this 3616-nucleotide messenger RNA. RefSeq lists its product as uncharacterized. The transcript has 5 exons. NCBI's taxonomy places the organism in Eukaryota, Metazoa, Arthropoda, Insecta, Hemiptera, Phylloxeridae. The record is from RefSeq and is a predicted model, not a curated record. The coding region runs from base 305 to 2722 and encodes 805 amino acids.